GCGAACGUGUUCGGCCGCCCCGCGGAUGUGCUUGUCGCCGCCGCCGCCGCCGCCAGGGCUCAGCUUGUAAGGAGCAGGUGCUCCGGAGUCUCCCCCGGGCCACCGCUUCUCUCUCCGGGAGUGGAGGGGUGGGGAGAAGGAGGUCAUGUCGAGCGAGAAGCCGCUCUCGCCACCGCCGGGCUCCACUUCCUCGCUCGCGGCCGCCGACUCACCGCCGCCGCCGGCCGCCAAGGAGAGGAUGGUGUCCUCAGCCGGCUCCAUGGUCCUCCCGGCCGGCGUCAUCAACCCCGCCGUGCCGAUCAGGAAUAUCCAGAUGAAAUUCGCCGUGCUGGUGGGCCUGAUCCAGGUCGGGGAAGUCAGCAACCGGGACAUCGUGGAGACGGUCCUCAACCUGCUGGUGGGCGGCGAGUUCGACCUGGAGAUGAACUUCAUCAUCCAGGAGGCGGAGAGCAUCGGCUGCAUGGUGGAGCUGCUGUCCCACUGCGAGGUGACGUGCCAGGCGGAGAUCUGGAGCAUGUUCACCGCCAUCCUGCGCAAGAGCGUGCGCAACCUGCAGACCAGCACGGAGGUGGGCCUCAUCCAGCAGGUGCUGCUCAAGAUGAGCGCCGUGGACGACAUGAUCGCAGACCUGCUGGUGGACAUGUUGGGAGUGAUGGCCAGUUACAGCAUCACAGUCAAAGAACUGAAGCUGCUCUUCAGCAUGCUGAGGGGCGACAAUGGCAUCUGGCCCAGACACGCCAUCAAGCUGCUGUCGGUGUUGAACCAGAUGCCUCAGCGUCACGGCCCUGACACCUUCUUCAACUUCCCAGGACGCAGUGCGGCGGCCAUCGCCUUGCCGCCCAUCGCCAAGUGGCCGUACCAGAACGGCUUCACCAUCAACACCUGGUUCCGGCAGGAUCCUCUCAACAACAUCAACGUGGACAAAGACAAGCCGUACCUCUACUGUUUCCGCACCAGCAAAGGAAUCGGCUACUCGGCUCACUUCGUGGGGAACUGCCUCAUCGUGACCUCGCUCAAGUCCAAGGGGAAAGGCUUCCAGCACUGUGUCAAGUACGACUUCCAGCCCCGCAAGUGGUACAUGAUCAGCAUCGUCCACAUCUACAACCGCUGGAGGAAUUCCGAGAUCCGAUGCUACGUCAACGGUCAGCUGGUCUCCUACGGCGACAUGGCCUGGCACGUCAACACCAACGACAGCUACGACAAGUGUUUCCUGGGAUCCUCCGAGACGGCGGACGCCAACAGGGUGUUCUGCGGUCAGCUGGGCGCCAUCUACGUCUUCAGCGAAGCUCUCAAUCCCGCUCAGAUCUUCGCCAUCCACCAGCUGGGACCCGGGUACAAGAGCACGUUCAAGUUCAAGUCGGAGAGCGACAUCCACCUGGCCGAGCACCACAAGCAGGUGUUGUACGACGGCAAGCUGGCCAGCGCCAUCUCCUUCACGUACAACGCCAAGGCCACCGACGCUCAGCUCUGCCUGGAGUCCUCGCCGCGGGAGAACGCCUCCAUCUUUGUCCACUCGCCGCACGCCCUCAUGCUGCAGGACGUGAAGGCCAUCGUGACCCACUCCAUCCACAGCGCCAUCCACUCCAUCGGCGGCAUCCAGGUGCUCUUCCCGCUCUUCGCCCAGCUGGACUACAAGCAGCUGAACGACAGCCAAGUGGACACCAGCGUGUGCGCCACGCUGCUGGCCUUCCUGGUGGAGCUGCUGAAGAGCUCGGUGGCCAUGCAGGAGCAGAUGCUGGGCGGCAAAGGCUUCCUGGUCAUCGGCUACCUGCUGGAGAAGUCCUCGCGGGUCCACAUCACGCGGGCCGUCCUGGAGCAGUUCUUGUCCUUCGCCAAGUACCUGGACGGUCUGCCUCACGGGGCGCCGCUCCUCAAACAGCUGUGUGACCACGUCCUGUUCAACGCCGCCAUCUGGAUACACACGCCUGCCAAGGUGCAGCUGUCUCUCUACACCUACCUGUCGUCAGAGUUCAUCGGCACGGCAACCAUCUACUCCACCAUCAGGCGUGUGGGCACGGUGCUGCAGCUCAUGCACACCCUCAAGUACUACUACUGGGCGGUACACCCUCUGGACUGCAGCGCCAUCACACCCAAGGGCCUCGAUGGACCACGGCCGUCCCAAAAAGAGAUCAUCUCUUUGCGAGCCUUCAUGCUGCUCUUCCUCAAGCAGCUCAUACUCAAGGACCGCGGGGUGAAGGAGGACGAGCUUCAGAGUGUGCUCAACUACCUGCUGACCAUGCACGAGGACGAGAACAUUCACGACGUGCUGCAGCUGCUGGUGGCUCUGAUGUCAGAACACCCCGCCUCCAUGAUACCUGCCUUCGACCAGAGGAACGGCAUCAGGGUGAUCUGCAAGCUGCUGGCCUCCAAGAGCGAGAGUAUUCGAGUCCAGGCCCUCAAAGUACUCGGAUACUUCCUCAAGCACCUGGGACACAAGAGGAAGGUGGAGAUCAUGCACACCCACAGUCUGUUCACGCUGCUGGGUGAGAGGCUGAUGAUGCACACCAACAACGUCUCCAUCACCACCUACAACACUCUGUACGAGAUCCUGACGGAGCAGGUGUGCACCCAGGUGGUCCACAAGCCACACCCCGAGCCCGACUCCACCAUCAAGAUUCAAAACCCCAUGAUCCUGAAGGUGGUGGCCACGCUGCUGAAGAACUCCUCGCCCAGCGCGGAGCUGAUGGAAGUGAGGAGACUCUUCCUCUCCGACAUGAUCAAGCUCUUCAGCAACAGCCGGGAGAACCGGCGGUGUCUGCUGCAGUGCUCGGUGUGGCAGGACUGGAUGUUCUCGCUGGGCUACAUCAACCCCAAGAACCCCGAGGAGCAGAAGAUCACGGAGAUGGUCUACAACAUCUUCCGGAUCCUGCUCUACCAUGCCAUCAAGUACGAGUGGGGGGGCUGGCGGGUCUGGGUGGACACGCUGUCCAUCGCGCACUCCAAGGUGACGUACGAGGCCCACAAGGAGUACCUGGCCAAGAUGUACGAGGAGUACCAGCGGCAGGAGGAGGAGAACAUGAAGAAGGGUAAGAAGGGCUCCGUGUCCACCAUCUCCGGCCUGUCCGCCUCCCCCGCCCCCGUCGUCAACGGCAACCUGGAGAUGGACGACAUAUCGCAGACGCCCGAGAGCGAGGCGGAGUACGGCGAGGGCGCCGCCGGCGACUCGCGGAACCUCCUGGCGGAGGGCGUCGUCAAGCGGCCCGACGCCCUGACGCCGUCGGAGCCCGGCGGCCCCGGCGUGAGGGUGGAGGUCCACGACCUGCUGGUGGACAUCAAGGCCGAGAAGGUGGAGGCCACCGAGGUCAAGCUGGACGACCUGGACUUGUCCCCCGAGGGCCUGGGCGGGGCCGGCGGAGGGGGCGGCAUGGAGAACGGCCCCCUGGUGGAGGUGGACUCGCUCCUGGACAGCGCCUACUGCGCCGUGGUCCAGAACCUCAACGGCGGCCUGGUGCCCAAGGAGGACGCGGCCGGGUCGGGGGCCGGGCUGGGGCUGGGUCUGGCGGGGGUCACGCUGGCGGACGAGGGCAACAUGGGGCCCCUCAUCACGCUGGCCGACGAGAAGGACAGCGUGCCCAGCAACAACGGCUUCCUCUUCAGCAAGGUUGACGAGAAGCUGCUUCCUGCUCUGGCUGCCAGCGACGCCCUGGUGCUGCCGAGUCCGGACCAGCCCCCCCCUCCCGGCGCCAGCGACGACCUCAGCCUGCUGGCGCACAUGACCAGCUGCGGCUCCGACUUGACCCGGGUCCACGGCGCCGGGGAGCUCCCCGAGGACGGACCCUUCAAGAUCCAGAGCCCGCUGGCGGACAUCAGCUCCAUCGCAGAGAGCCGGGCCCAGAACCGAGGAGCCUCUCAGCAGACGGACUUCCCCGAGGGACCGGCGGCGUCCGGCGCCGAGGUGGACGGCGCCGGCUCCAAGGCGGGCGGAGACGCGGCCAGCGUGACUUCGGACACGGAGAGGUCGGACGACGGCAAGGAAAAAGACGCCAAGAAGAUCCAGACCACCGCCACCACGCAGGCUCUGCACGGCCGCAGCGCCGCCCAGCUGGAGCGAGACCUGCGCGUGGAUCUGGGUUUCCGAGGCAUGCCCAUGACGGAGGAGCAGCGCAGGCAGUUCAGCCCGGGUCCCCGGACCACCAUGUUCCGGAUCCCAGAGUUCAAGUGGUCUCCCAUGCACCAGAGACUGCUCACAGACCUGCUGUUUGCCCUGGAGACUGACGUGCACGUGUGGCGCAGUCACUCCACCAAGUCGGUGAUGGACUUCGUCAACAGCAACGAGAACAUCAUCUUCGUGCACAACACCAUCCACCUCAUCUCCCAGAUGGUGGACAACAUCAUCAUCGCCUGUGGGGGCAUCCUGCCUCUCCUGUCUGCUGCCACCUCGCCCUCUAGUUCUAAGAGUAGUGCCAGCAGUGGACCCCAGAGGGGGUCAAAGGGCGAGGAGGUGACCCCUGUACCGGGGGGAGAGACGGAGCUGGAGAACAUCGAGGCGACGCAGGGCAUGUCCUCGGAGACGGCGGUCACCUUCCUGUCGCGCCUCAUGGCCAUGGUGGACGUGCUGGUGUUUGCCAGCUCGCUCAACUUCAGCGAGAUCGAGGCGGAGAAGAACAUGUCGUCUGGCGGCCUCAUGAGGCAGUGUCUGCGCCUGGUGUGUUGCGUGGCAGUGAGGAACUGUCUGGAGUGCAGGCAGCGGCAGCGAGAUCGUAACUGCAAGUCGUCUCUCAGCGGCAGCAAGUCUCAGGACAGCCUCCACAGCGCCUCGGCCGCUAGCAAGCAGGACCCAGACCGACUCCUGCAGGACGUGGACAUCAACAGGCUCCGUGCGGUGGUUUUCCGAGACGUGGACGACAGCAAGCAGGCUCAGUUCCUGGCACUGGCCGUGGUCUACUUCAUCUCCGUGCUCAUGGUGUCCAAGUACCGGGACAUCCUGGAGCCCCAGCGGGAGAUCAGCAGGUCCACCAGCCUAUCAGGGCGCAGCAUUCGCCAGGAGAUCAACUCCCCCACCAGCACAGGUGCGCCUGCUUGGUCCUGCCUCACAUGUGACAGGUGGAUGAGGUCUCUGCUCCUACUCACCUCCCCAGAACACGCGUCCUCAGGCUUCUCCGAGCGUGACAAGCAGACGCCCACCCCUGUGGACGACUCCCCUCGUGGAGGCCUCCCCCACACGGACUCGGGCAUCGGCGAGGAGGGCCACGUCACCGGAUCCCUGAACGGCUCCGAGAUGGGCCUGGGCCUGGGUCUGGGCCUGGGCCUGGUGGGACGGGAGACGGACAGGGACCGGGACGGGGGGGCGGAUCUGCUGUGCAGUUUGUCCGACGUCAGGAGGUCGCAGGAGAGCCUUCUGGACUCCCCCCACAACCCGGGCGGCCCCCACCACUCCGGCCAGGCUCCGCCUUCGUCCAUUUCUAGCAUCAGUCAGACCAACAAAGGCAUCAACGUCAAGGAGAUCCUGAAGAGCUUGGUCGCUGCCCCGGUGGACGGCGGAGACUCGGGCCAGGAGUCCGGCCCGACGCCCUACCACCCGGACCCAGCCCUGAAGACGCACCCCAUGCUGCCCAUGCAGUUCCACUCCUUCGACAGGAGUGUUGUGGUUCCCGUCAAGAAGCCGCCGCCCGGCAGCCUGUCCGUCAACACCGUGGGCACGCCCACCACCGGCGCCGCCUCCACGGCCGGCAGCACGCCGAACAUCUUUGCUGCUGCCACGGCAACGCCCAAGAGCAUGAUCAACACCACAGGUGCCGCAGACUCCGCCUCCUCCUCCUCGUCCUCGUCCUCGUCGUUUGUCAACGGCGCCACCAGCAAGAACCUGCCGGCCGUCCAGAUGGUGGCGCCCAUGCCUGAAGACACCAUGGAGAACAUGAGUGCCUAUUGCGAGGUGGCGCAGUGUGCGUUGCGCAGCGGUCAGACGCCCCCUGAGCUCAAGUCUUUUAGCUCCCUGGCAGGCUUCCAGGCAGCCCCCCGAGAUGCAGGACAGUGUUUUAGCAUCACCACCAAGCUGGAGCGCGCCCUGGAGAAGGUGGCCCCCCUGCUGAGGGAGAUCUUUGUGGACUUUGCCCCCUUCCUGUCCCGCACCCUGCUGGGGAGUCAUGGGCAGGAACUGCUCAUUGAAGGUACAGGUCUGGUGUGCAUGAAGUCCAGCACGUCGGUGGUGGAGCUGGUCAUGCUGCUCUGCUCUCAGGAAUGGCAGAAUUCCAUCCAGAAAAACGCUGGCUUGGCUUUCAUCGAGCUGAUCAACGAGGGAAGACUUCUGUGCCACGCCAUGAAGGAUCACAUCGUGCGCGUGGCCAACGAGGCGGAGUUCAUCCUCAACCGACAGCGAGCCGAGGACGUGCACAAACAUGCAGAGUUUGAGUCCAACUGUGCGCAGUACGCCGCCGACCGCCGCGAGGAGGAGAAGAUGUGCGACCACCUGAUCAGCGCCGCCAAGCACCGAGAUCAUGUGACCGCCAACCAGCUGAAGCAGAAGAUCCUCAACAUCCUGACCAAUAAGCACGGAGCCUGGGGGACCAUGUCUCAGAGCCAAUUGCAUGACUUCUGGCGUCUGGACUACUGGGAGGACGACUUGAGGAGGAGGCGGAGAUUCGUGAGAAACGCUUUUGGCUCCACCCACGCCGACGUGUCACUCAAAGCUAUUGAGGACUACGGCACAGAGGAAGAAGGGGAGGAGCCUAAGUCCAAAAAGAGCUUCCGCAGCCAAUCAGUGGUGGCGCAGAACCCGGAGGCGGAGUUGAUGCUGGAGGGCGACGAUGACACGGUCAGCCUUCUGCAGGAGAAAGAGAUUGACAACCUCGCAGGUCCCGUAGUGCUGAGCACGCCGGCCCAGCUGGUGGCGCCGGUGGUGGUGGCCCGCGGCACCCUGUCCAUCACCACCACUGAGAUAUACUUCGAGGUGGACGAAGAGGACACCGCCUUCAAGAAAGCUGACGCUAAAGUGCUGGCCUACUCGGAGGGUCUGCACGGCAAGUGGAUGUUCAGCGAGAUCCGGGCGGUCUUCUCCAGGCGUUACUUGCUGCACAACACGGGCCUGGAGGUCUUCAUGGCCAACAGAACCUCCGUCAUGUUUAACUUCCCCGACCAGGCCACGGUGAAGAGGGUGGUCUACAGCCUCCCGCGGGUGGGGGUGGGAACCAGCUACGGUCUGCCGCAGGCCAGGCGCAUCUCCUUGGCCACACCCCGCCAGCUCUUCAAGUCCUCCAAUAUGACGCAGCGUUGGCAGCGCAGGGAGAUCUCCAACUUUGAGUACCUCAUGUUCCUCAACACCAUCGCAGGGAGGACCUACAACGAUCUGAACCAGUACCCCAUCUUCCCCUGGGUCCUGACCAACUACGACUCGGAGGAGCUGGACCUCACGUUGCCCGGAAACUUCCGAGACCUUUCCAAGCCAAUCGGAGCUCUGAAUCCCAAGCGAGCCGCCUUCUACGCCGAGCGCUACGAGACGUGGGACGAGGACAGCACGCCCCCCGACCACUACACCACCCUCUACUCCACCGCGCACUCCACCCUCAUGUGGAUGCUCAGAAUAGAGCCCUUCACCACGUUCUUUCUCAACGCCAAUGGCGGAAAGUUCGACCAUCCGGACCGGUCCUUCUCUGGCAUCGGGCGCUCCUGGAGGAACUGCCAGAGGGACACGGCCGACGUCAAGGAGCUCACCCCGGAGUUCUACUACCUGCCCGAGAUGUUCGUCAACAGCAACGAGUACGAGCUCGGCGUGCGCGACGACGGGCUUCCUGUCUGCGACGUGGAGCUCCCCGUGUGGGCCAAGAAACCCGAGGACUUUGUGCGCAUCAACCGCAUGGCGCUGGAGAGCGAGUUUGUGUCGUGUCAGCUCCACCAGUGGAUCGACCUGAUCUUCGGCUACAAGCAGCGAGGGCCCGAGGCCGUGCGGGCGCUCAACGUCUUCAACUUCCUGUCCUACGAGGGCGCCGUCAACCUGGACGUCCUGGAGGCGCCGCAGAGAGAGGUGGGUCGCCACGGCAACGGGUCCCACAACGACGCUGACGCCUGUGUUUUGUGGCGGCAGGUGAUGGAGGCGCAGAUUCAGACGUGCGGGCAGAUCCCCUCGCAGCUCCUCAUCGAGCCACACCCACCUCGCUCCUCCGCCAUGCACCUGUGUUUCCUUCCCCAGAGUCCUCUGAUGUUUAAGGAUCAGAUGCAACAGGACGUCAUCAUGGUGCUCAAGUUCCCCUCCAACUCGCCCGUCACGCACGUGGCCGCCAACACGCUGCCGCACCUCAGCAUCCCCGCCGCCGUCACCGUCACCUGCAGCCGCCUCUUCGCCGUCAACCGCUGGCACAACACCGUCGGCCUGCGUGGCGCCCCAGGAUACUCCCUGGAACAAGCCCACCACCUGCCCAUCGAGAUGGACCCUCUCAUAGCGAACAACUCGGGCACCAACAAGCGUCAGAUCACCGACCUGGUGGACCAGAGCAUCCAGAUCAACACGCACUGCUUCGUGGUGACGGCCGACAACCGCUACAUCCUGGUGUGCGGCUUCUGGGACAAGAGCUUCCGCGUCUACUCCUCUGAGACGGGGAAGCUGACCCAGAUCGUGUUCGGCCACUGGGACGUGGUGACGUGUCUGGCCAGGUCCGAGUCCUACAUCGGAGGGGACUGUUACAUCGUGUCGGGCUCCAGGGACGCCACUCUUCUUCUGUGGUACUGGAGUGGACGCCACCACAUCAUUGGGGACAACCCCAACAACAGUGACUAUCCCGCCCCCCGGGCCGUCCUGACGGGACACGACCAUGAGGUGGUGUGCGUGUCCGUCUGUGCUGAGCUGGGAUUGGUCAUCAGCGGGGCCAAAGAGGGUCCCUGCCUGGUCCACACCAUCACAGGAGACCUCCUGAGGGCCUUGGAGGGCUCCGAGCUGUGCCAGCAGCCUCGUCUGAUCUCCGUGUCCAGCGAGGGUCACUGCAUCAUCUACUACGAGCGAGGACGCUUCUGCAACUUCAGCAUCAACGGGAAGCUGCUGGCCCAGAUGGAGGUCAACGACUCCACGCGGGCCAUCUUGCUGAGCAGCGACGGACAGAACCUGGUGACGGGCGGCGACAACGGCGUGGUGGAGGUGUGGCAGGCGUGUGACUUCAAGCAGCUUUACAUCUACCCGGGAUGCGACGCCGGCAUCCGCGCCAUGGACCUCUCCCACGACCAGAGGACCCUGAUCACGGGCAUGGCGUCGGGCAGCAUCGUGGCGUUCAACAUCGACUUUAACCGCUGGCACUACGAACACCAGAACCGCUACUGAGGACCACCGAGCAGGUGGGAGGGUGUGGGGGGCGGUUCUGUUCCCCCUGGCCCGGUGAUUCUGAUGGAACUACUUCCUGUGUGUGGUCUCACACACACACACACACACACACACACACACACUGAGCCCAAAGACACACACCGACAACGACGUGCGGAACGGCGGCGAGGAGGCGUGGCUUCUCGCUCGGUUCUGGUUCUGUUCGUGCCGGAAGGCUUCAGACUCGAUUUGGUUUUCUCCUUCAUAACUUUGUCCAAUUUACCCGCGGCGGCCCAGUAGGAUUUGUAUUCUUUCACCGCCGCAGAUUUAGAUGAUGUAAAUAAGCUCCGCCUCUUUAAUUUAUUGUCUGUAACAUAGCGUGUAAUAUUCCCGACCACGCCAGGCCAAGUCGAGGAUGGUGAGGGCUUUUCUGCCGGAGACGUCAGCGCCGCGUUCGAUUCCCGCUUUUAUUUUUUCUACAUCCGGUGAUGGCUCUGUCAAAUAUGUACAUAAAGUCUCGCUUCGGACCCGUUUGGAGACGAAAUCAGCUGACUGACAGCUUUCACUUUCACUUUCAUUUGUUGACUUAAGGCAAAAAUCAAUGUUUGUUUUGUAUUUGCACUUUACACCAAUCGUUAUUAUUUAUUGUUAUUAUUAUUCUUCUAAUUAUUAUGAUUCUAAUUCUGGUUUGGGUCCAUGGAUGUUUGUGUUUCCCGCGUGUGGCGAAGACGUUCUUCAGCAAUACGACGCGCUCAUCGUUUCAUCACGCCACAGGAUCCGCCUCCAAAAAGAAGGAAGGAGAAAAAAAAACAAAAUAAAAAAUAAAAAAACAAGCUGAAAUAUUUUUGGAUCUACGAAACCCUUAAAAAAAAAAAAAUAUUGUAUUCCUGUUUUAUUGCAAAGAUGUAAAAUAUGACAUGUGUGAGUUGGGGGAGGGGAAAUCAUGAUAAGAAAAAUAAAUUAUGCAAAGAAUUUCGAGACUUGGCUUUAACUUCCCUUGACCAGCAGGGGGCGCUUAGGACCGCUUUUAAUGGCGUCGAAAAAAAUACAUUUCAACACAAACUGACUGGAAAAUGUGUUUUGUUGUCACGUUGUGUAAAUAGUAAAUAAAAAUAGAAUACAACAAAUCCUUAACUUAUAUUCAAUUGAAAAGACUGCAAAGACAACAUAUUUCAUGUUCACACUGAGAAACUUUGUUAUUUGUUGCAAAUAUUAGCUCAUUUGGAAUUUGAUGCCUGCAACAUGUUUCA
Molecule: messenger RNA, 10470 nt
Organism: Entelurus aequoreus (snake pipefish)
Lineage: Eukaryota; Metazoa; Chordata; Actinopteri; Syngnathiformes; Syngnathidae
Product: neurobeachin-like
Exons: 59
Coding region: 146-9241 (3031 amino acids)
Biological process (GO): intracellular protein localization
Cellular component (GO): membrane; cytosol
Molecular function (GO): protein kinase binding
Source: RefSeq, a predicted model, not a curated record